Messenger RNA from Cornus florida, 839 nucleotides. RefSeq names its product E3 ubiquitin ligase BIG BROTHER-related-like. NCBI's taxonomy places the organism in Eukaryota, Viridiplantae, Streptophyta, Magnoliopsida, Cornales, Cornaceae. The record is from RefSeq and is a predicted model, not a curated record. The transcript is spliced from 7 exons. The coding region runs from base 7 to 726 and encodes 239 amino acids.
GCUUCCAUGGAUGACCAACAGUCUGCCAAACAAAUCUCCAGGAGGGCCCCUCCUCCUUUAACCGAGCUCGACCAAGUCCAUAUGGAUUUUGCUCUUGCCGUGGCAUUACAAGAACAGGAGAGUGCUUUCCCGAUGCUAACAACCACCACCACAGAAAGCAAUAGUGAUGCUUCGGAUGAAGAUGCUGCAGGUGAUGCAAUUAACAGUGAUGAUGAUUUUUUUGAGGACAGCCAGGAUAUCCUCCAAGCUGAUCAAUUACAGUUUGUGGGAGGCGGAGAAAGCAACAACGAUCAGGAGAUGGAGGAAGAUGAUAUUGAUCCUGAUGAACUCUCGUAUGAGGAAUUGAUUGCUUUGGGAGAGAUUGUUGGAGAAGAGAGCAAAGGACUAUCACCGGACCAGAUCUCUUCAUCCCUGCAUCCCUAUUCUUGCCCAUAUGUGGAUUGCAAAACUGUAAUUGACCGGUGUGUAAUAUGUCAAGUGGAAUACGAGGAAGGUGAAAAGCUUGUGGCACUUUCUUGCGAUCAUCCAUACCAUUUGGAAUGCAUAAGCAAGUGGCUUCAAAUUAAAAAGGAAGAGAGGAGGGGCAUUGAUAGUAUAGUUCAAAGAAUUUCUUCAGAGUUAGAGAAUAGUUUUCAAAGACAAGAUCAAGCAAGAAAAGAUGAAGAUGGAGGUUUCCACAUCCAUGAAGUCUUCUUCCUUUUCCAUGAGUGGCUAAACUCUUUCUAAAUGAUUGAUGUAACUCUAAUCUUAACUCUAAUGGUUUAAUUAUAUAUUUUAUUGGGAUUAUUUAUUGUAUGAUGAUUGCACGAUUAAGGGCAAAACAAUGAUUGUACCUUGCU